AUGGCGGAGAAGCCCUCCUUAACGGGAGAGGAGCUCAAAAACUUCAUAGACAGUCUGGAGGACGCCCAGCUUGCUGUCCCUGAUGAGCUGACACAGUAUGCCCUGCGCCGAACUGGUCAUGAAUGUGUCGACACUCGAACUGUCAGGCUGGUGUCCCUGGCGGCACAGAGGUUCAUCGCCUCCCUCCUGGACGAGGCCAUCAACGUGCACAAGCGACGGAAGCUGGCGCCGGCCUCGCAGCUGAAGGCAGAUGGGCACAAUGUGAGGGACAAGCGGGCGGUGCUGACAACGGAGGAGCUCGUGGAGGCCCUCAAGGAGUGCGGCGUGAAUGCCAAGGUGGCGCCCUACUACGCAGACCAGCCCAAGCCGGUGUCUGGGUCCGCGUGA
Molecule: messenger RNA, 387 nt
Organism: Auxenochlorella protothecoides
Lineage: Eukaryota; Viridiplantae; Chlorophyta; Trebouxiophyceae; Chlorellales; Chlorellaceae
Product: Transcription initiation factor TFIID subunit 10
Exons: 4
Coding region: 1-387 (128 amino acids)
Biological process (GO): transcription initiation at RNA polymerase II promoter
Cellular component (GO): transcription factor TFIID complex; SAGA complex; nucleus
Molecular function (GO): promoter-specific chromatin binding; RNA polymerase II general transcription initiation factor activity
Source: RefSeq, a predicted model, not a curated record